AUGACUGUUGAUGAUAUUGAACUUAAAGAGGGUGAUUUUUAUAAUUCUCAUGAUGCUUUUGUUGAAGCAGUUAAAGCAUAUGCAAGCAAAAAAGGGUUUCAAAUUCGUUUAGGCAAGGUAGAAAAAAAUAUAGCUGGAAAUAUUCGUAAAAGAACUCUAUUAUGUAGUCGUGAAGGUGAUCCUGAGAAAACAUCUACUGGUUCCAAUAUUAGAAAUCGAUUAUCACAACGAUGCAACUGUCAAUUUUUAGUUCGUGCAUCUUUUAACUCUAAAAAUAACCUUUGGUAUAUUAUUGCAACAUAUUUAGAACAUAAUCAUGCAAUGGUAGCAGUAAAUCAUCAACAUUUUAUAUCUAGUGAAAGAGAAAUUCCAUCUGAAAUACAAGAAAAAAUUUUAUUACUUCGUCGUGCUGGAUGUAAUGUUGCUACAAUUCAUGCAAUUUUAAAAGAAGAAUUUGGCAGUAUUGUUACAUGGGUUUAUAAUGAUCUAUAUAAUUUUAUAUAUCAACAUGAAGGAUCAAAUGAAAAACGAAAUUUAGAUGCAAAUAAUUUUGUAAAAUUAUUAGAAGAGUUAAACGUAUGUUUUGCAGGUGCUCUUAUGCAUAAUGAAAGUACAGAUAGUUUUAAUUGGAUAUUUAGUAAUUUUCUAAAAUUAGUUAACAAUAAUGCACCAAAAGUAUUUCUUACUGACGAAGAUCAGGCAAUGAUUAAAGCUAUAAAUCAGGUUUUUCAACCAUUCGGAACAAAACAUGCAUUAUGUUUAUGGCAUCUUUUUAAAAAUAUAAUUAAAAAUCUUCAUAGUAAAUUAGGAUCUAAAUGGGCAAGAUUUAUUCAACAAUUUUAUAAAUGUUUUGAUGAAUAUGAUGAAGAUAACUUUAAAAUUCAAUGGGAAAAAUUAAAAAGCGAUUUUCCAGAAUCAGUAAAUUAUCUUAGUAAAAUGGAUAAAAAUAUACAACAAUGGGCUCCUUGUUUUAAUCGUAAAUUUUUUAUGGCAGAUAUGACAACAACACAAAGGGGUGAAUCGAUGAAUAACCUUAUGAAAGGAUAUAUGGAUGCAACAACAUCAUUAACAGCAUUUUUAAAAGCUUUUGAAAAUGCACUUGAACAUAACAAAGAAAAUGUUGAAUUUAUUAAAUAUCAAGAAAAUAAUUUUAAUAAUUACAUAAUUACGAAAAGUUUAUUUGAGAAACAGGCUAGUAAAUUAUUAACAAAUUAUGCAUUAAAAAAAACACGAAUACAAUUACUUGAGUCUAUGGCAUAUAAAUGUGAAGAAACGAUUAGAUUUGAAAAUGAAAUUACAUUUUGUUUAAGUCGUUUUCAAAAGCAAUCACAUUCACCUGGUCGUAUAACAACAUAUAAUUUUAUAAAUCAACAAUUUACUUGUUCGUGCAACUAUACAAUAUUUUCUGGCAUUAUUUGUCGGCAUAUAUUUAAAGUUGCUUCACAAAUAAAUUUAGAAGAACUUCCGAAUUAUUUAUUUCUUCAAAGAUGGCGUAAAGAUCCUAAUGAACAUAACCUUAUAAUAUUAUAUAAGUCUUUUUACAAUAUGUCAUCUAAUUCAAUUCAGCCAACUACUAUUUUAAAUAAUUCAAUAGAAUACGAUAAAAAUCCAAAACCGGCCAAAAAACUUACUACUAAAAAUAAAGAAAAUUUGCAAUUAGAAACUUCAUCUUCUGUAAAAUCUCAUGAUUUAAUGGAUAAUUCUAAUAUUAAAUCCAAUGAAGAACAAAUUACAAGUUAA
This is a messenger RNA of Scutellospora calospora, 1740 nucleotides long. The record is from the annotation of a GenBank genome assembly. NCBI's taxonomy places the organism in Eukaryota, Fungi, Glomeromycota, Glomeromycetes, Diversisporales, Gigasporaceae.